AUGGCUUACACACCUCUCUCUCUCCUCGUCCUUCUAUCACUCACCACCCUGCUCCUCCUCCUUUCUCCUCAAACACAAGCCCAAUCGCCCUCUGCUCCGGCCCCCGCCCCCUCUGGCCCGAUCAACAUCACGGCGAUCCUCGAAAAACCUGGCGGAUUCAGCGACUUCAUCCACUUACUCAAUGUGACACAAGCCGGAAACCAAAUCGACAACCAAGUCAACAACUCCAAUGACGGUAUGACCGUCUUUGCCCCGACUGACAACGCCUUCGACAACCUCCCGGCGGGCACUCUUAACAAGCUGACCAUGGAACAACAAGUACUACUUGUUCAGUACCAUGUUUUGCCCAAGUUCUAUAGCUUAACUGAUCUUCUAACGGUGAGCAACCCGGUCCAAACACAAGCCAAUGGCCCGAACGGUAAGAAUUUCGGACUCAAUUUCACCGGCCAGGGGAACCAAUUAAACGUCUCGACUGGAGUCGUUGAAACCCAAAUCUACAAUGCCGUACGCUCUAAUCGUCCUUUGGCUGUUUACCAAGUGGAUAAAGUGUUGUUGCCAUUGGAAUUCUAUGAAUCUCUAGCUCCGUCCUCCUCUCCACCACCACCACCUGAAAACGCCCCAGCUAGUGGCCCCAGUGGUACAAAGACGACAGCUGCAAAGCCAUCUUCUACAAAUGAUUCUGGGAGGAUGAAUGUGGGGGUGGAUUUGGUUGCUGGUCUUUUGUUGUUUUGCAUUGGAUAUCUUUCUUGA
This is a messenger RNA of Ilex paraguariensis (yerba mate), 750 nucleotides long. Lineage: Eukaryota; Viridiplantae; Streptophyta; Magnoliopsida; Aquifoliales; Aquifoliaceae. The record is from the annotation of a GenBank genome assembly.